AAAAAAAGUUUGCAACUUCUUGCACGCACAGGUGUACUGGCAUCUGCAACCGGCGUCACGCCACGGCAUCUGUCGUGGGUCACGUGCGCACUUAACAUUCUGUCGUCGCGAAUGCCGUGAGAAAUUGUUGUACUUGUGAGCGAGUGCACGCUGUAUGUGUGCGAAUGACGCGAGCGAAGAAGAAUACCUGUUUUCCGACGAGCCCAAGGUUACCUCGCUCGUCGAGGCAUACUUUUAUUUUGUACUGCAGCGUUGACCAGCGCGGCUGUGACUGGGCAAAUGCGGAGUUGUGCGUAUGGAAGUGACAGCGGAGUUGCACAAAUUUGGCGGUAAAAUGUGAUUAAGAAUGAACUCGCGAAAUAUUGACUUUAUUGCUUCUAUUCAGCUUCGAAUGUGUUCGAUCUUACCAAUGGAAAGACUGAAUGGUAUUUCGGAUUAUUGCUUACAGUUCAGAGUCGUUUGUGAGAAUAUUAUUAAUAAAGUUGUCUCAUUUAAAUGAAAGAAAAAAAUGUCGUUGAAAAAAUUGUCUUGAUUGAAAGUAAGAUUCUCAGGAAGAGACCAGGAGAGACAUUCCCGCCUACUCAGACUAGCCGGAAUUAUCGAUCAAGUUCUGUCUUCUCGUCGCGGCAUCUGCGUCCUCGUGAAUUUGACGUUAGUGUUGCCAGUGGAGCGGCGUGCCUGAGGCACUAUCUAGGAAUGAUGACGAUUGUGUGCUUCGUGGAAGCAUCUUCAGUGAUCAUCUCUCUGUACGUCCACCCCCAGAAGAUUCCUUGAAACGUCGUGUGUAACGGAAAAGAAAAGUUGUUUUUGUCGGAAAUAAUGACAUUUGCAUUCCUGAAUCGGAUGCCGUGGUGAAAAAUUCCAGGACCUGGGUAAUUAUUUUUUCAUCAUGACAUCGAUUUUUCAUCUCAGAAGGCUGUGCUACAUAUUCCUACUGUUAGGCCUAGCCUACGUGGGAGUACUAGUAACACGGACUAAAUUUGGUCCAAUUGAUGAUGUAAAUCGAGAUGCACGUCUGAAAUCAGUUUCUCUUCUCAUGGACUCCUCUGCAGGAGAAGUUUGGAAAAAAUUAGCUGCGGGUGGCCAGGCAUGUCGACAUCCUCGUCUUGAUGUAAACAACCCUGCUAUAAUGAAAUUUAUUAAAGAUACCAAUCCGUUGGUAUGCACAUUGAAAGAAGAUUGGGUUCAAAUGAAUGGAAGCACAGCUCGCAUUACUGAUGAAGCUAGAGAACAUUAUGGUUACAUAGAAUGUGCUUUUACUGAUAUUUUUCGUGGAAGUGACCAUUCAACACAUGAUGGUGUUAUCACCCGGACUCAUACUGAAUAUAAUUUAGAAGAAACUGAUUUUAUUCGUGUGAAUUGCAGAUCAGAGAAGGGGAGCACGUGGCACAAUGUGAUGGCGGGCAUCCGGCAUGACCAGGACGUCCUGGACCGAACUGGCUGGGACAAGGUGCCGGAAGAUGGUCUGCACCUGAAUGUGCUCAUAUGGGGCUUUGACUCCCUGUCUCGCAACAUGUUUGCACGCAAGCUGCCCCGCACCCAUCGCUACCUGCGCGAGACGCUGGGUGCCUUUGAGCUGCAAGGAUACAACAUUGUGGGCGAUGGCACUCCCCAAGCCCUCAUCCCCAUCCUUACUGGAAAGACAGAACUUGAAUUGCCAGAAACCCGGAAACGAAUGGGUGAUAAAGCUUCUUACGUAAAUGUUUAUCCUUUUGCAUGGAAGGACUUUCGAGCCAAUGGUUAUGUGACAGGAUAUGCAGAAGAUUGUCCAAGCAUUGGAACAUUUACUUACAGACUAAAAGGAUUUGACGCCCCACCUACCGAUCAUUAUAUGAGGCCUUUUUACAUAGAAGCUUCGAAAGUGUAUUCGAAACAGCGCAAUUAUUGCCUUGGCUCAAUACCUCGACAUAAGGUGAUGAUGAAUUAUGUUCACGAUUUCUUCAAAGUCUAUAGAGACAAGCCAAAGUUCAUGUUUGCCUUUCAUGGGGAGUUAUCUCAUGACUCAUAUAAUAGGAUUGGAGCAGCAGAUGAAGAUAUGCAGCAGUGGUUACAAACAUUACUUGAAGAGGGCCAUUUGAAUUCAACCCUGCUUAUUGUCAUGAGUGAUCAUGGGCAUAGAUUUACUGAGAUUCGUAAUACUCAACAAGGCAAACAAGAAGAGAGACUACCAAUGUUUUCUCUGAUAUUCCCUCAGUGGUUCAUUCGAGCUUACCCUGAUGCUGUUGCAAAUUUGCGUCGAAAUAUACAAAGACUUACCACACCUUUUGACAUUUAUCCAACUCUACUCAAUGUUCUUCAUUUUGAUGGUGCUGGACAUGGUGAUAUUAAGAACAGAUCAAUAAGUUUAUUCAAAGAGAUUCCUGUGGAACGAACGUGUGCUGAUGCAUAUAUUGAACCCCAUUGGUGUGCUUGCCUAGAUUGGCAAGCUGUAAGUAUUUCCGACAGGAAAGUUGUACGUGCAGCUUAUGCAUUUGUUGAAUUUAUUAACAAACUUACUGAAGAACAGAGAGAAUUAUGUUCCAGGGUGAAAUUAGAUUCUAUUCUCUGGGCUGCUAAACUUGCACCCACCCAAGGUCUUCUACAUUUUCAACGUAAUGCAGAUUUUGAUGGAUUUGUGGGUGAUUUUUCUGCUCGAACAAGUUUGUCAGAAGAAAUGUAUCAGCUCAAAUUACUUGUAAAUCCUGGUGCAGCCCUCUAUGAAGUUUCUUUAACUCACAAUCUGAAAAAAGAUAAUUUCUCUAUAAAUGCAUCAGAUAUUAGUCGCAUCAAUCGUUAUGCACAAUUUGCAUACUGUAUUACAGAAACACAUCAUCAUUUACGAAAAUAUUGCUUCUGUCGUGAAAAAGGUCCAGAUGCACAUUAAAAUGGAAGAAAUUCAGAGAAUUAAGACUGUGAGGGAAGAGACUAGAGUCGUCUCUCCUGUUUAAUUCGUUCAGUCCAAAGGAACAUACGUAAUGUUAUCUUUGGAAAUGGCAGUGAUUGCAAUUAGAACAAGUGGUGCUGUGAUCUUUGUUGAAGCACAGUGUUAUUGUGUGAGAAAUCAAACAUAUACUGUUAAGAACAAGUUACUUUGUUAAUUGAAUUACACCUCUUCCGUAUUUCUGUGUUGUUGGUCUUGAGAAGAAUUUGCCUCACACUUCUCAUCUGCAUUUAAUGUUCUAAUAAAAUGUUCUUGCAUCCACAGUUGACACAUUCAGUGGUAAUAUGUAAGAUUAUUUUCUUCAUUACCAGAAAUUAAGUGAGGCAAUGUUCAAAAAAACUUAUUUAUGUGUGGUGAAAUGAGACAAUGCAUUUCAGUAUUUCAUUGAAUGUUACAGUCAGAAAGCAUUUCAUUUAAUAAAUGUUCCUUUACUUUAUUUUGUAUUUUUUAGAGGUUCAUAUGGGUAGUUAGCAUAAAUGGUUCUUGAAGCCAAUGAAGACUGAAGGAAUGUGUUGAAUUUUGUAAAUUAUUUUUAUUUGUUGUACCAUUACGAAAUAAUUGUAUUAUAUUUAUUUUCUGGUUUAAUUUUCAAAAUCUAAAAACUUGCUUACCAACAGUAAGACAAUUAUUUUGUGCCAAAAUAUUUACUUCCAUGUAAAAAAUGUAUAAAUAUUUUACAUCAAGAGGUAUAUUGAACCUUGUUCAUUUCUGUCCCUGGGAAAUUGAGAUAAAUAAAUGGAGAUUGUUCCUUCUAAAACCUUAUUCAUUUACAUGCCCUCAUUUAGUCAUAGGGAUGAAAGAAUUGAGAGAUUUCAAUUAAAAUGAUAAUAUAGCUUGCUGUGAUAAUAUAGUUCUUCUGUUUUACUUCAAAAUUCUUGGUCCCCUAUAUCCUCUAAAAAAACUGCUCCUGAACCACUGAUCCACCAUUCUACUCUGCCUAUCUAAACAGAAAAAAAAAUAGUAUGUUUAACUUGUUAAUUAUGUUUGUAUAGCAAGUGUGUUUUGGCUGUUUCCUGUGAUGCAUUAAUCAGUUUAUCUGUCCAUUCUGUCUACCUCUGGUCACUGUUCUUUCUAUUUAUUUGAAUUACACUAUAUCCUUGAUAAUCAAUCUGGUUUAAUUCUUUUCUUUUGCAAUUGUAUUAAUGUAAAUGUAAUCUAAAGAUUUAUGCUAGAUUUUAUUAUCCCAGUGUAACAGUAUGAUUUGUAGUUUUAUGCAUAUGUAUAGGUCUUUGACGGAUUGGAUCUGGUUUAUAGAUUAAAUUAGUUCAUACAAAGUCUGUAAGAAAUUCUUUCUUGAACAAAAUGGUUUCAUGUGACAGCAAAAUUAAGCCCCAAGGUAUAUACAUUUGCAAUGAGGAAAUAGCCAAUAAGGGCAGUAAAUAUAAUUUUUAAAAUAAUAAUUGUUUUUUUCAGAAUUUAAAAUUAAUGUAAACAAUGUAAAGAAAUUACCAAGAAUUGUGUGAACCUGCAGUUUCUGAACUCUUGUUCUGUGAACUGAACAGUGAAUGCAGGUUACUUUUUGUGAAACAUUUCUAGAUUGAAAUUCUAUGGAAUGGAACAAAAUCUGAAGAUGCAAGUGACUUUUGAUCAAAGAUUGUGAUUUUUUUUAGUUUAGUUUGAAUACAUUUAUCAGUACAUUGAAAAUGGAUAAGGUACGAUAAAACCUAUUUCUGGCUUUAUUAAGGUGUUUCUGAACCACAAUAUUUUUAUUAAAACUAUUUUUGUGACAAAAUAAAUGGUGUUCCAUGCCAAUUUUUGGU
Gryllus bimaculatus (two-spotted cricket) is the source of this 4680-nucleotide messenger RNA. The record is from the annotation of a GenBank genome assembly. NCBI's taxonomy places the organism in Eukaryota, Metazoa, Arthropoda, Insecta, Orthoptera, Gryllidae.